This is a messenger RNA of Dermacentor silvarum, 1768 nucleotides long. RefSeq names its product myb/SANT-like DNA-binding domain-containing protein 3. The transcript is spliced from 2 exons. The coding region runs from base 1214 to 1573 and encodes 119 amino acids. NCBI's taxonomy places the organism in Eukaryota, Metazoa, Arthropoda, Arachnida, Ixodida, Ixodidae. The record is from RefSeq and is a predicted model, not a curated record.
AACCUGCAAAGUUUUUAGCAGAUGUAAACACGUUACAAGUUAUCUGGCCAGGGUAUCUGUAGCGCAGCCUCGACUUGCAGGCUGCAGCUGCAGUGCAAAAACAUUUUACAGCACGUGGCUCUCAGUCCUUGAUUUCAAGGACCUCUUGAGGCAAUAGUGCUAUUGCAUAUACUUUAUUAUGUCACCGCUUUGUAACGAAACCUUUACACUCAUAGCUCACAUCAUUAGUCUUUGUCAUUAUUUUAACACUCAUAUAUUUUACGCAAUUUAUAGCGAUUUGUUUUAGGCCUCUUUACAGCCACCUUUUAUGUACCAUUUGCACCCUACUGUCCACUCCAUCCAUAAUACAUUCAGAACCCAUCACCAUGUGUCAUGGCGCUCUUUGGCCAUAGCUGGCCCUUGCGCCAUUAAACACUACACAUCAUCAUACUCGCCUCCCGGCACAUGCACACAAAGAGGUCAGCAACCACUGCGACCCGAUGCUCCCGAAGAACGUUAUUUGUGGAAGGCGGGCUUACUUGCCUCCCGGCACAUGCACACAAGGGGGCCAGCAAUCACUGCGACCCGCCCGCGACAACCAUAGCACGUUGGGGAGACAUCCUCCGUUAAUCCUUUUGAACGGGUUGCCAUACGUCAACCGUAACAAGGGGCGACAUUCGUUUCUCUCCUCGUUGAGACAGUCUUCUCCUUAGGACUGGUGAAGGGGGCUUUUAGAAUGCGCUGCCACCCUUCGCGCCCCCUCGAGGCUAGGGCCCGUAUUCUGAAACGCUCCUCAACUCAGACCAUUUCCUUACCUUACGUGAGGAGCCCUUCAUGCCUCCUUACCUCAAGGAGCUCCUUCAGGGCUACAGUGUAUUCUAAAAGCUUCCUUCAACAUUCCUUUGGAAAGGGCCUCCUCAGUAAGGUAACGUGCGUAUUUCACGAGUCUUGGUUCGAGGGUAGAUGUGAAAUAUUAAUUAAACGUUCACUUUCGAGCUAGAUUCAAGCAUAUGUGUAAUAUUUUGGUAUGCACACCGAUAAAUAUUGACGUGCGCAUUGCUAUUUUGCUAGGCAGGUGCACAUAUUGUUCUGCUUUAUUUAACUUUCUGCUUUUGCGGCAGGCAAAAAUGUUGAUCUAGCAACAUUGGCGACAACCUUCUGACCAUUUCUGACCACGCUUCUGACCAACGCAUCAUUGUUCUGACAGGUUUUGAUAGCCGCGUACGCCAGAAACAUGCCCAGGAAGCUGUUUUACUGCGACGACGAAAAGGACCUCGUAAAAGAGCUUGUACGAAAGUACAAGUGGUCAAUCAAGAACAAGAAAUCCGAUACCGUGUCACUGACGAGAAAGUUGAAGGCAUGGGAAGCUUUGACUGCCGAGUUCAACAGCACUGAAAAUGUGCGGCCGCGCACUGUCGCCCAACUACGGAAGCUAUGGGACAACAUGAAGCAGCGAUGGAAAAAAGAAAAAGCAAAGCAAAUAAGGGAUGCCAUGGCUACAGGAGGUGGGCCGCCGCCGGAACCGAUGGAUGAUCGGCUGUUGCAGAUCGAGGCUGCAGUUCCCCAUCUAUCGGAACGGGUCAACAACGGAUGAAAGAUGCCAAAGAGCCACAGAGCACAAAGCCAGAAUGAGAAUGAUGGAAGAGGAACAUGGAUGGAAAAGACAGCAAUAUGCUGACGAGGAGAAGAAAAGAAGUUAUUUGCACAGGAUGCAAUUGUGGCUUCUGAGGGCUAAACUGAAGGUCUCCUCAAAGAAAGCGGAAGUUCUUGCCAAGCAGCUGGCCGGUGA